GCUGAUUGUGACAAAUUAAGAGUUGAUCAAAUCAGUUGGGGUUGCAGCCCAGUCUCCAAGUGUGGGGGUGUGGGAAGGUCAGUCAGAAUCUCUCCUCCUGGCCUCAGCCAUCUUCAGCUGGACUCAUUAUCUGCGCUGUGGCUCCCCCACACCCCUAACGAUCACCAGUUUUCAUCCCCCCUCGCUAUGGACGAGCCAGGAGGAAGUAGUGCAGACAGGGGUGAUGGAAAGAAGGUUUACCCGAGCCGUUUCUGGAUUCUGGGAGUAUUUUCGUUUUUGGCAUGGUUCCAGUGUGUUCAGUGGUCCAUUUGGGGUCCUAUUAGUGCGAGUGUUGAUGCAGCGUUUGAAGGCUGGGGCUCUGGGACCGUGGCCAUGAUGGCCAACUGGGGCUCAAUAAUGUUUGCAUCGUGCAUUGCACCCAUGUGCUGGCUGAUGAGCACCAAAGGGUUGCGUGCAGGUGUGGUCACUUGUGCUGUGCUGGUUGCUAGUGCAACAAUCGCCAGAAUUCUCCCCUUUAUGGCUGAUUCUGAUAAGUUCUUCACAGUAAUGUGCCACAUUGCAGCCAUACUGAAUGGAAUUGCAGGGACCCUAAUCAUGUCUGCUCCACCAAUGAUUGCAGCAGAGUGGUUCCCGCCCAAGGAGAGAACUACAGCCACAGCCGUAUCGCAAGUUAUGAACCAGCUGGGGACAGCAGGGAGCUACCUGACGCCUCUAUUGGUCCGGUCUCCAAAUUCUGGUGCGACCAAGGACCAGAUUAAAAGUGAUAUCAAGACACUUUUAUACAUUUAUGCUGCCGUUGGGGUGACAUUGCUGAUAGCUAUCCUGGUGUACUUCCCUACAAAGCCUCCCACGCCUCCGUCCGUCACAUCUUCGGUGCAAAGACUGAAUUUUAAAUCCAGUUUAAAGAAGUUAAUGAGAAAUCGAAAUGUAUUGCUGACAACAAUUGCAUACAGCGUCUGCAUAUCAAUACCUGCGACCUGGCUCUCUGUUCUCAACUAUUCUCUUAGUGAUAUGGGAAUUGAUCAGGAUAAUGCUAUGUGGGUAGGACUCACAGCUGUGUUGGUGCAAGGAGUGACCGGUCUGUUGGUGGGGCGUAUGACAGAUCUAGUUUACGGCCACGUCAAGGCGUCUCUCCUGUUUUUCAUGAUCAUAUCUUUGUCUUGUUUCUAUUGGUUCUACCUCUUGACAAUGGGCACCAUCCCUGUAACAAAAGGGCAGAUAUUUUGUUCGGUGGUGAUUGGCCUGGCAUCCAAUUUUGCCAAUGCUCCACUAUUCUUUGAGUUGGCUGUGGAGCGAGCUUAUCCCUGCCCUGAGGUUAUUGUUGCUGGCCUACUCACCGGUGUCUCGAACUUUAUUGGGCUGAUAUUCCUCUUCAUCUUUCUAAUUCCUGACAUAGGCUAUAAGUGGGUGACCUAUGUUCUCCUGAGCUCUGGAACUCUGUCACUAAUUCCUGUUCUCCUUGUACAAGAGGAUUAUUCUAGGUCGAACAUUGAUCGCAAUGUUGAUUCUCCGAUUUCAGAACAAGUUGCAGCAAAUGAAAAGCAAUCUCCACACCAAUUAUCUGUGAUGUAA
Molecule: messenger RNA, 1572 nt
Organism: Procambarus clarkii (red swamp crayfish)
Lineage: Eukaryota; Metazoa; Arthropoda; Malacostraca; Decapoda; Cambaridae
Product: solute carrier family 49 member 4 homolog
Biological process (GO): transmembrane transport
Cellular component (GO): membrane; intracellular membrane-bounded organelle
Molecular function (GO): transmembrane transporter activity
Source: RefSeq, a predicted model, not a curated record